Molecule: messenger RNA, 4120 nt
Organism: Suricata suricatta (meerkat)
Lineage: Eukaryota; Metazoa; Chordata; Mammalia; Carnivora; Herpestidae
Product: natural cytotoxicity triggering receptor 2-like
Exons: 8
Coding region: 2839-3783 (314 amino acids)
Cellular component (GO): cell surface
Molecular function (GO): signaling receptor activity
Source: RefSeq, a predicted model, not a curated record
GAGGGGCCCUGGGAGGCCAGGGCAGGAUGAAGAUGGGGGCCUGUGUGAGCUGGAGCCAGGCCAAUGCUGGACUCAGGCAUCCCCAGAACCAGACACUGCUCUUGGGCUGCCCAGUCCCCUUGGGCUGCCAGGAACCUGGGAAAGCACUCACAACGGAGGGAACCAGGCAGCAAACCGCAGGGGAAGCCCCCGAUGGGAUUCUGGUCCAAGCCACAGAGUCACGGCCCCUGGCUGGGUGGCAGAGAAGCCCUGUACAGAGCUCAGUUCCCAUGGGCCUUGGAACCCUUUGGAUGGAGCAGAGGGGAGCUGGAGGGUGGGCCGCUGCCCUCUCCCCACCCUGACCCCUGUCUCCUCAGCCUCCUUCUGCUCCCCUCAAGCUUCCCCAUCUUCCAGGGGAUGAGAGAGUCCCAGAGGCAGCCAGUGUCUCAGGGGCCCUGCCCUGGAGGAGAACGAACAGUGACUAAGAGUUGGAGACCCACAGGGGUUUGGCUGCAGGGGACCCCAGAGCAGCCCAAGCCCCCAUACCCCACUCCCACCUUCGGGGCCCUGCGCCCUCUGACAGGCCUCUGGAUGUGCCCCACCUUGACCAUAGCUGCCUGUCUGUCAAGUCCUGGGAGCCAGCAAAGUCCACCCACCCAGCCACUGCUGCCUGCCACCGUUGAUCGGCCCUCUAGGGAGAGCUGUGACCAGGCUGCCCAGAGCCCCGUGGCUGCAUUCAGGGGCUCUCUCCCUCAGUUCUCAGCUGCAGGCCUGAACUCUCACAGAGGCUGAGGGCCCUUCAGAGUCCAUGGCAGGGGAGGCCACAGCUCAGAGAAGGGGUGGAUCGCCCCCACCCACCCCCAGGACUCAUUGUGCCCUGGGAGGAAGGGUGCCAUGUGGGACACAGCAAGGACAGCUUGGAGCUGAGCACAGCCUGGAGGAAUGCCUGGGGCUGGAGGAGAGGGGGACGAGGAAGAUGGAGCCAAGGAGGCUCAACACGGGUCCAGUGGCCCUAGGAGUGUGGCCUCUGCUUCUCUGGCUCUCCUCUCACACUUGGUCCCAUCUGCAGUGAAGGCUGAAGAGUAGGGGCUCUACCAGCUUGGAGCUACUGGAAUAAGCACCUAGGGAUCAAUGCGGCAUCUCCACUCCACUGCCCCUGCCCCCUGGAACAAAUGUCACUGUUAGGAGGGCGACGCAGCUAGGGCCUUGAUGGGUGGCUGGGGGGCCACUCUGGAAUGGAUGUGGGGAGAGAGGAAGGGACAGAAGGUAAUCCUAGAGGACAGCAGGGAAGAGGCAUCUCUUUCCUACAUCCAGGAGGGGGCACUAGAAGAGGGACUCAGAUUGAGGAACCCAGAAGCCUGGUGCCAGGACAUACUCAUGCACACACACACACACACACACACACACACACACACAUAUCCAUCCUCCCUAUCAGGAGGGUGUGGCCACGACCUUGGGGUGCAAGUAGGAGGGGGCUUAAUUUCCUGGGGAAAACCGUGCCCCUAGACCCCCACUCCAUUUGCGAUCCCACGACGGCACACUGACAGCCCUGCCUCUCCUGAAAGCAGGAUGUCCUGUGGGAGAGCGGCAGGGGGCUCAGGACUGGGACCCAGGGAUGCCGCCUGUCACUGUGUGAGCCUAUGCAAGUCACUAACCCUAUGGGGCCCCACUGUCCUCUCUUGUGAAAGAGGGCACUAACUCUACCUCUCAAGACUGCUUUCGAGCAUCAAGUGAAGUGGCAGGGACCUCCUGCCACCAACUAAAUGCCUUGUGAUUGCUGGUCCUCAAGCUCUUCUCCAGCUCUAGCAUGUGCUUUGUCUACACUUUGCACCAUAAAUUGGAAGGGGCUGGGGAGGGUAGAAGGGCACAGAGGCAGGCCUCAGGUGGUGGGUGCUGGACCUAGACGGAGGCCUUUGGCUGUGCCCUGAUGUCAGGGUAGCUGUUAGGGGACCACCCCCAUCCCUGUUGACAGAGGAUGAGAGGCUCCUGGAGUUGGGUGAGCUGCACCAGGUGCCCACCCUUGGAGGCUGCUCCCACAUGAGCUCCCCAGGAAGGACACAGGGCCCUGGGAAAGGGGUACAGAGCCCUGCCCUGGGGGGCUCCAGCUCUGCUGGGCCUGGGUGGCCUCCUCAGAGCCCCAGCCUCUCACUUUCUCCCUGUUCUUACCCUUUCCCCUAGAGCUUCAGGAGGACCCAGAUCCCCAGGGCAGGGAAGUGCUGGGCAGAGAGGGUUGCACACAGUCUGCUGCUGCUGUUAAUGGUUAAGGCAACAAAACUUCCUGAGCAUUCGGCUGUGACAGUGGGACACACCCAUGAAGGGCUUCCUGUCAUGACCAAGGGCCGGGACAUGAAAAGAAAACCCAGCACGGAGGCAUGUCUGCUGUGUGGAGCAUAGCAGACACAUCUGUCACCAUGGGACACCUGCGCCGGCAAGCAAGCCUCAAGUUCACGGUUCUCCCAGAUGGCUGCAAAAGUCCCCACACAGCCCCCCAGCUCCCAGGCAGGCCUGGACCGCUGGGUACCUCCACAGGGUCUCCUAACUGUGUCAGCCUCUCUUUCUACAUCCCAACCCCAGUGGCAAUAAGGAAGAAGAGGCUGAGCACGAGGGAGCCAGCAGUAGCCACAGAGCCCCCCCAGAGCCUCAGUCCAGUCUAGAGAUCGAGGCCUUUCCGGGCCCACAUGUAGCGCCUGCAGCCGGAAGGUUCCCUCCUCCCAGGCCACCCACAGACCCUGUUGGAGCACUCUUCUUCUCCUCGGACCAGCUAGGGGUGCUGUGCUGAACCCCCUCCCCGAGCCGAAGGCUCCCAGUCUGCUGGGCUUCCCUCUUCCCUCCCGCCCCUCCCAGCUCAAGAAGAGGGCCAUGGCCCAGGGGGCCAAGCACCUGUUGCCUUCUGUCCUGCUGAUGGUCCUGGCCUCAGGCUCCUGGGAACAGAGGUCACAAGUGCUGCAUAAACUGGAAGGGGAGAGAGUCUCUGUGCAGUGCCCGUAUCGGUCCUGGGCAGGUUCGAACGCGGCGAGAGCCUGGUGCAAGCGCUUUCCAGCAAGUGUUUGUGCCUUGUUAGCCACCCACCCCAGGCUCCGGGAUGUGCCCCAGGAGCCUCGGACCUCCAUUCGGGAUGAUUCCAAAUCAGGCUACUUCACCGUGACCAUGACUGGGCUCAGGGUGGAGGACUCCGGAUAUUAUUCAUGUGUAUUCUACCAAUCCUCCGAGAUCUUCGUUCUCAGAAAUUUCCGUCUGGUGGUAUCUCGGGCUUCAACCGCGCUCACCACCAGGAGCACCAGUGGGACCACACCCUGGACCUCCGCCACCAGUCCUGUCAUUGACAGCCCCCAAGAUAACUGGCGUCUCAUCGUUCCCAGCUCAACGGUGGCCGUCGUGCUGCUGCUGCUGCUCACCGUCCUCCUGAUCCUGUACUUGAGGAAAGCCCGAGGAAACGCCACCGGGAAAGGUGAGGACAAAUCCCACAUCUAUGACAGCAUUUCGGUCCAGAAGGAGCCGACCCCUGAGCAUAAGAACGACUCCUCAUCAAGGCAGAGGCGACCUCAGCUUUCCUGGGGCUCCGAUCAACAGAUGGGCUCUGACGAGGAUGCUGGGGCCAUUUGCUAUGCCUCACUUACCUACCUGAACCACUUUGGCCUUGAGGACUCCAUCUAUGUCAACACCCACCCCAACCCGAGGCCCACACCUGACCCCCUUCUGACUGUGGAAUAUGCCAGGAUCACUGGAAACAGACCCCAACACUCCAAGUCGACUUCCCUGGAGGGGGAAACUCAGGAGCUGAAGGCAGACUUCACUGGACAGUGAGCACUUAGCCAGUACCUGUGAGGCAUGGGGUUGCUCUACCAGUGACAUGGGGACUUCAGUGGGACAAAGAUGGUCCCAAACCAGCAAAAGGUCAUCCCUUCCUACAAAGGAGGUGAGGAAGGGGGAGGAAAGGAAAGUCCUUAUCACUCCAGAGGAGAGAAGCUUUGAGUCUAAAGGCUGUGAUGGGCAGGCUGUGGUGCUGGGAGCCGCGUCUGCCUUGCUGGAUGACGCAGUCACAGCAGGCAACUGGCAGAUGUUGGCACAGCUCCUGCCAUGAAGCAAAACUGGUAUCUCCUUCUACUAUUGGCUCAUAAAUGGAAUGGGACUGCUGUUAUUG